AUUUUCUAAAAACGAAGUCCUUUAAAACUUAAAGUAUAAGAAAAAGGAAACUUUUGAAUACUGAAUAUUCCUAAUGAUGCAAAAAAUAAAAAGAGAAAUAAUAAAUUAAUCAUGGAUUGGACAAUAUCACGCUGUAUCCUGAAGCAUUACAUUUUACUUCUCACAAUGUCAUUUUUAUUCUUGCAAGGUUUUUUUCCAUUUUCCAUAAAACCUACCAAUCCAACAGCAGAGAUUAAAGCAUGAAGGUGUUUCUUCAUUUUAUGUUAAUGAUUUUAACGAAGUUGAUAAAAAUGUAACGAAGAAUGUUUUACAUGAAUUAGAGAGGGAUGACUGGGAUGUAAUGGUUUUACACUACCUAGGAUUGGAUCACAUUGGGCAUGUGGAAGGACCGUUUAGUGAGCUAAUAAAACCAAAACUAUAUGAAAUGGAUGAAAUAAUAAGAACGAUUCAUUUGAAAUCAGAAAUUUGGAAUAAAAGGACUCUUAUUGUAACAACAGGAGAUCAUGGAAUGAAGGAUAGUGGAGGUCAUGGUGGAGCUACUUAUAAUGAAACCAACGUUCCUUUAAUAUUUUCUGGAAUUACUUGCAGCAAUCAUUCUGCAACUCAAAUUGAUGUAUCUCCAACACUGUCAGCAUUAUUAGGUGUUGAAAUUCCCCAUAAUACAUUAGGUUCUGUAAUACAAAGUACUUUGCAGUCAUAUGACUUGGGGCAAAUUUUGCACAUUAUGAACUGUAAUGCUCACAUACUGAAAAAAAAUAGUCAAUUUGAUGAUUUUCAUGAUAUAUUUGAAGAAGCAACAAUACAAUACCAAAAAUAUUUAAACGACAAACACUUACAUAGUGGCAAAGAAGCAAUUCAACUAUAUGAAUCUUUCAUAUUUUUAAGUAAAGAAAAAUUAAUACUUUCGUCGCUCACACAAAACGAACAUCAACUUAUUUAUUCUGUCAUGCUUAUAAUUAUUAGUUUUAAAAAUAUUAUAUGUUACUUCUUUAACGUUAAUGGUCAAGAUAAAAAUAAUUUCUUGCAAGCUGGAGAUAUUUUUAUUGUUAUAUGCUUAUUGGCAUAUUUUUUUCUUCCUUUCGGAUAUUUAAUAAUUAUUUUUACGUUUAUUGCAACUGCUAUUUUAUUUUUUAGAAAUAUAAAAGUAUAUUUGCAUCUUCUACAAAAUACUAACUACCGUUUAAAAUUCCUUAUUUUCAGCAACAUUUGCCACUGUGUAAGUCUCGUUUCUUCUAGUUUUAUUGAGGAGGAACAUCAAAUUUGGUAUUUCUUUUGGUGUACAACGAUAUCCUCCUAUAUUUAUUUAUAUAUGUUUAAAUCAUUAAGUUCAUUUGCAGAAUUUACUGUAAUACUAUGCGCAUUUCGUUUUGUUAGAAAAUUAAAUCAAACAGGCGACAAAUGGGCGCACCUGUUAGAUAUUUCUCGGUGGCUUUUGUGUAAUGAACAUUAUUUUUAUUUGCAAGCAUUUAACAUCGUAAGUCUAAUAUUAACUUAUGCUGUACUUUACCAUUCAAAGUUUUUCAAAAAAACUUCAAAAUUAUUAAUUAUAGCUUUAGUAAUUUCAUAUUUAAUGAAAAACGUUUGGCUUCAUAAUCACUUAUUACAUAAAAUAUUUUAUUUAGUGAAUUUAUUGAUGUUUUCUAACUUUAUUAGAGAUAAACAAACUUUAAGUGGAUUAGUUGUAUUUUGGAUCCUAAAUAUUUUUUCGAGUGUUUUGAGAUACUAA
Molecule: messenger RNA, 1726 nt
Organism: Agrilus planipennis (emerald ash borer)
Lineage: Eukaryota; Metazoa; Arthropoda; Insecta; Coleoptera; Buprestidae
Product: GPI ethanolamine phosphate transferase 2
Exons: 4
Coding region: 341-1726 (461 amino acids)
Biological process (GO): GPI anchor biosynthetic process
Cellular component (GO): endoplasmic reticulum membrane
Source: RefSeq, a predicted model, not a curated record